Molecule: messenger RNA, 455 nt
Organism: Cinara cedri
Lineage: Eukaryota; Metazoa; Arthropoda; Insecta; Hemiptera; Aphididae
Source: the annotation of a GenBank genome assembly
AAUUUUCAUUAUCAACAGUUAAAUUUGUUGAAGCUAUUUCGAUACUUCAACAAAAAUUUAAUAAUCGAUUUCAAGAUUUCAAGUAUUUUCAACUACUCGCCAAUCCGUUUAAUAUUGAUGUUGAAGAUAUAUCUGUUGAGCUUCUAAUGGAAAUAAUAGAUUUGCAGCCACAAAGUAUCUUAAAAGACUCAUUCGAAGCAUCGCCUUUACUUUUUUUCGCUGAACUUCCUGCAUCAUUUUCAAAAAUUAAAAAUAUAGCUGCAAAAUACUUCAGUAUGUUUGGAUCCUCUUACAUAUGUGAACAGGCUUUUUCUCAUAUGAAAAAAAUUAAAAAUCCAUACCGUUCACGCUUAACUGAUGACCAUCUCCACCAUGUACUUAGAGCCAGCACAAGUAAUUUUAAUGUGGAAAUCGAAAAAAUAAUAAACAAUAUUCAACAACAAAAAUCACAUUAA